This is a messenger RNA of Annulohypoxylon maeteangense, 2028 nucleotides long. RefSeq names its product phosphoribosylaminoimidazole carboxylase. Lineage: Eukaryota; Fungi; Ascomycota; Sordariomycetes; Xylariales; Hypoxylaceae. Gene Ontology annotation, molecular function: metal ion binding; ATP binding; phosphoribosylaminoimidazole carboxylase activity. The record is from RefSeq and is a predicted model, not a curated record. The transcript is spliced from 3 exons. Gene Ontology annotation, biological process: 'de novo' IMP biosynthetic process. The coding region runs from base 80 to 1900 and encodes 606 amino acids.
AAUUCUUCCUAAGCUUUUUCUAGAUGAGAUUUAUUUAUACUCUAUUAAAUUAUCUUAGCCUUUUCAAAUACCCCUGAUAAUGGCAGCAAAGAAGCCUGUCAUCGGCCUACUUGGGGGCGGCCAGCUUGGCCGCAUGUUAUGUGAGGCAGCCGGGCCUUUAGGAAUACCAAUCGCUAUAUUGGAUGCUGAAAAUUGCCCGGCGAAACAGGUCAACCAGAGCGAUCUUCAUGUUACGGGCUCUUUCAAAGAUCCAGAGAAGAUCAAACUCUUAGCUACUCGUUGCGAUUUCCUGACAGUGGAGAUUGAACAUGUAGAAACCGAGGUGUUGGAGGAGAUAGCAACGAAAGGAGUGGAAAUACCAAAUCCAGACGGAGAAGGAACUAUUUUAAAGAAGGUUCCCGUUCACCCGUCAUGGAAGACGAUACGUCUCAUCCAGGACAAGUAUCAACAAAAAGAAUAUUUCGCAAAGAACGGAAUUCCCGUUACCGAACAGAUGGCUAUAGAGUCUGGGGAAACCAAACAGGAUUCUCUUGAUGAAGCUGCUUGGAAAUAUGGCUUCCCCUUUAUGUUAAAGGGUAGCAAAGGAUCAUACGAUGGUCGUGGAAACUUCAAGGUUAGCGGUCCUGAAGACUUGAAGAAUGUCUCAGCUCAAAUGGGGGACCAAGCCCUAUACGCGGAAAAAUGGGUGCCCUUCGAGAUGGAACUGUCUGUUAUGGUAUUACGAACGGAGGACGACAAUGGAAAGCUUAAGCAUGUCUACCCGUAUCCUGUUGUUGAAACUAUACAUGAGGACAGUAUAUGUACUAAGGUCUUCUACCCGCCACGGAGUAUACCCGAAGACGUCAAAAGGCGGGCGCAGAAGGUUGCUAGUGAUGUUAUAGCGAGCCUCUGGGGUCGCGGUGUCUUCGCUGUUGAAAUGUUUUUACUUGCAGAUGGCCAAAUUCUCGUCAACGAGGUUGCUCCUCGUCCACACAACUCUGGCCAUUUCACAAUUGAGGCCGUUCCCCAAAUGUCACAGUAUAAAGCCCAACUAUACUCCAUACUGGAUCGUGUCCCCGACAAAGGCGUUAAUCUAACGGCGCGAGUACCUUCUUCAAUCAUGUUAAAUGUCCUCGGCGGAGCUCAGCCGUCAUCUCAUGAUAAAUACAUUGAUCUGGCUGAAGAGGCAUAUGACGACUUUACAGACAUAUAUGUACAUCUAUACGGGAAAGAGUCAAAGCCAGGACGAAAGAUUGGUCAUAUCACUGCUACCGGCUUCUCGUCAGUAGAACGUCUAGCUGAGACGAUAAGCCCUCUCAUUAAAGUCAUGGAUGAGAUUCGAGCUGAGCGCAUUGGUUCGAAAGAUCCUAUCAAGACUCAAACGACAGUAUCGAAACCUGUCCCUCUGGUGGCUGUUACGAUGGGCUCUGAUUCGGAUUUGACAACCGUGGCAGCUGGCUUAAAAAUGUUAGACGCAUUCAAGGUGCCUUACGAAGUCCGCAUAACGUCGGCACACCGGACGCCACAUCUUAUGAUGAAGUUCGCGGCAGAAAUGGCUAAAUCGGGUUGCAAAGUUAUAAUUGCGGCAGCAGGUGGCGCUGCUCAUCUGCCGGGCAUGCUUGCAUCAGAAGUGCAUAUUCCCGUGAUCGGCAUUCCAGUGAAGGCUUCCGUGUUAGACGGCGUCGACAGCUUGCAUUCAAUUGUACAGAUGCCCAGGGGCAUCCCGUGCGCCACAGUUGGGAUCGGCAACUCGACUAACGCAGCGCUUCUCGCGAUCCGUAUCCUGGGCGGCGCAUAUCCCGAGUAUGCGGAGCGUAUGAAGCGCUACCAGGAGAGUAUGAAGAAUGAGGUUCUGGCUAAGGACGAGAGGAUAUCGUCUGUAGGUUGGAAGGCGUAUCUCGACGACAUGCAGAAGAAAUGAGCAGCGAACUUUUUAGAAGGAUGUAGAAUUGAUGAUUUGUGACUACACUUGUGAGACAUGAUCCGCGGAUGCCGACUUCGAGGAGAGAUUAUCCCUCUAUGUUGUGAAACUCUGUGAUAGGUACAGGC